CUUUCAGCAUCUGCUCCAGACGCUCCUCGGCCCCGGGACCAAUCUGAGGGCAGACCUAGGACGCCGCGCACAUCAUCCAUCCCUAUCCCAUCACUCAUGAACCAAGCACAAUGGCUUCAGCCUCGCGUGUCUGGCCGCCCUUACCCUCCAACGAUUAUUUCCGCCUGUUCAUUCUCGAGCCUAGCACAAGUCAUCGAGCGCCGCUAAGUGGCCGAUUAGAAGUUUAUCCGAUUUCAAGAUGUCCUCACUAUCUGGCUUUGUCUCAUGCGUGGGGGGCUGCCAAUGACAUGGCUCCAGUCUUCAUUGGUGGUAAACGGCACCAGAUCACCACGUCUCUCCAAGUCAACAUCCGAUAUCUUCGACGCUCCAAUCACACUCGCGCUCUGUGGUGUGACUCAAUCUGUAUCAACCAGUUCGAUGGCGUGGAAAAGGCAAAUCAGAUCCAAGUCAUGCAUGCAGUCUUUGCGAAUGCAGACAGCGUCAAUGUCUGUCUUUCCUCUGACUCUGACACCGUCCUAAGAUCUCUUGAGAUCAUUCAAGCAGCCGACAAGGUCAGUGACCUCCGUCGAACCGAGAUCGAUGGCAAGCUCUUUGGCGAGCAGCACGUCCAAACUCUAUCAACCUUGGCCCGGGAGCCAUGGUGGUACCGCCUAUGGGUCAUACAAGAAUUCACCCUGGGCAAGUAUGUCACAUUUCAAGCUUCAAACCAAUCAGUCGACUAUUACACCAUUUUGAGCUUCGCCAAGAAGUGGAACGCCUACGUCAAAAGCACCGCCGGUACCAAGAGCUGGUUUCUUGAAGACGGCGAGGUCAAGCUGGACCUCGUCAUGUCUCGGAUCGAGAGGAUGCAGGUUCUGCGUUCGACCUUUGGUCCCAUCGCGGGCGAAAAUCGCCCCCGUCGAGAUCGUCGCGUCAGCGAGUUCUUUCGCAUUCUGAGCGAUUCCCGCGACCGCCAGGUCACCGACCCCCGAGACCGAGUUUAUGGCCUGUUGGCCUUGUUGGACUUGACCUUUGGCCGAGACUUUUCCAUCCGGCCCGACUAUACUCUCCAUCCUGGUGUCAUUUAUACCCAAUUCGCAUUCGAGUACAUGAGAGCCUCACGUUCCCUGCUUCUGCUCCAACAAACCUGUCAAUCCGUCAACAGCAUCACCUCCAUUCCCUCGUGGGUGCCUGAUUGGACAAGCCCAUAUGACUUUGGCACAGAGAGAUCCAGGGUCAUGCUUUCUCGCGACCGGCCUUUUCGUGCAUCGGGCAAGAAAGAAUUCGAUGCCUCACUGAUCCAUGAACAUUCACUCGUCUGCAGCGCCUACAUGUUCGACACCGUGGACAUUCUAGGCAAUAUCAAUGAGAUGACAUUCUAUACCACGGAUUUCCUGCCCACUCUCGCCGUCAUCGAAGACUGGGAAGGCUUGUGUGAGGAUGUUCUGGGUCCGCUCAACCGAACCCGGUAUGCGACUGGGCUGGAGACGGUGGGUGCGGCCUUCUGGCGAACCAUCGUCACCGAUCGCAUGUCGCCCGAGUUUCAGACCCGACCGACAAAGCUGUCUUCGGCUCUGAAAGACGAGUUACGGAAACACGAGCAAGUAUACCCCAAAACAAGACUCUUUACCUCGGAAACAACGGCAAUGCGUAACUCGGUUGGUAAACGACGUCUCAUCUUUACACGACAAGGAUAUAUCGCCCUUGCCCCUCCAGAUACAGAAUCUGGCGACUGCAUAUUUAUGUUGGCAGGAGGUAACGUUGCUUAUGUACUGAGAGAGCUGUCCCAGCAACAGCCUAUCGAUGUGCAUGAGGAUGAUGAUGUUGAUGGUGAUGCGGUGAUGUUGAACCAUGAGUCUCUUCGAUAUUGCUAUAUUGGAGAUUGUUACGUUCACGGCAUCAUGUAUGGAGAAGCCACGGAGAACCUGCACGACGGCGAUUGGAGGAGGAUAUAUAUUGAUUGAGAUGAGAUCAUGACUGGAUAGAGCAAGCCGGAUGUUGUGAACGACGCGAAUGACGACGACCACGACGAACAUGAUGAUGACUACUACUAUGACGACGAUGAAGGAUGAAGAGAAU
Messenger RNA from Exophiala mesophila, 2058 nucleotides. RefSeq lists its product as uncharacterized. The record is from RefSeq and is a predicted model, not a curated record. The transcript has a single exon. The coding region runs from base 111 to 1943 and encodes 610 amino acids. NCBI's taxonomy places the organism in Eukaryota, Fungi, Ascomycota, Eurotiomycetes, Chaetothyriales, Herpotrichiellaceae.